GCUCCUCGCUCUUCGACAGUCGGCGCGGUCCCGUCCCCUCGGUCUCCUGCUGCCCUCGUCUGCUCGGGAGACAGAACGCAGCCGGGGCCGGGGUGUCCGCUGUGUGCCGCCCGUUCGGCGCGGUGGUGUUAUUACGACCGCCGGCCAGCGUCGCCUCAACGAACACAAACCGUCUGGUUUUUUCUUUGUGUCCCCGAAAACUACGUUUCCCAUGAGCCAUUGCGAAACGCGAACGCGCAGCAGGGCGAGCGAGAGAGCGAAAUGCUUUUUGGUUGUUGUGGGAAAGAUUUUUCAUAUUUCCACGCUCCUCUACAACUUCACCGUUUCGUACACGCUCACUCGAAUAACGUCGAUGACUGCUGGGACUUGAAACGUGUCACGAGAGACAAGAGUCUUCCCUUCUACUGAAGACGCUCCUCCGCAGCUAGCUUAACUUUCUUGCUAGCAUUUGGGGGGGGGGGGCACACAAACACGCCAUAGACCGGGGGAACCAUGGAGACGGGGUAAAUAAUAAUUUGCCCUGGGUCCAGCGAUAACAUGCAGGCGGCUCCGGCGGACCCGGCGGGAGAGCCCCCCUCCGUGACGUGGGGCCUGGACCCGAUGUUCUCUGCCUUCGCCAGGCUGUUCGUCGGAGACAUCCUGCGGAUGACGGAGUCCACGCAGGUGCCAGGUAUUUACUUCUACAACUCGCGGCCAGUCUACAAAGUCGAUGUACUUGGGACAGUGGUUUAUAAGAGAGAAAGAGAAGACUUCUUCUGUUACGGAGUGGACGAUGGCACUGGUGUUAUAAACUGCCUGUGCUGGAAAAACGAGCUGUUUAAGGAGGAGGAGGAGGAUCCUGGUAAAUCCGGGGGAAAGCGCAGCGAUAAAGGUCACGGAGGCUUCAACCCAGUCGGCGAGCUGAAGAAGCUGAGACAGGCCCAACAGAAACGCUGCCGCCUGGAGAUUGGAGAACUGCUCCGGGUCAGGGGACCGGUCAAGACAUCAAGGCAACAGAGAGAAAUCAUGGCCUCCACCUUCUAUAAGGUGAACGACCCAAUGAUGGCAUCCCAGAUAGCGUGGAUGAUGGAGGCCCCUCAGCUGUACAGACAGUUUUAUGACAAACCACUCCAGUUGCAACAUAAUGCAAAGAGUGACUCGGCCAUCAGUCCCCUCAGCAAGGCAAAACACAUCAUCCAGGAUUUCUUUAAGCAGAAUUCAGUGAGCAGGUUCAGGCCCUAUGAUGUCCAGGACCUCCUGCAGCCUCUCAUCUCCUGCCAGCCCCAAACAACAUCUGUUGACCAGGAGCCGGUGGCAGGUCCGUCGGGCUCCCGGCAGCUGCGCCAGCUUCUGAAGGAAACCCUGGACAUGUUACAGAAUGAGGGUAUCGUGUACCGCAAGGUCAAGUCUCAGGAUGAAGUCUAUCUUGUGACUGCACAGGAUAAAGAUCUACUCAUAGCUGUAAAAGAUAUCGUCAGGGAAGACUCAAAGAGAGAGAAGUAUGCAGAGAAGGGUUGCCACAUCCUGCACAUCCUGUCUGCAGUAAGGCAGCGGUACAGCCUGAACGUGAACAAAGCGGCACUCGAGCUGGUCCUCAAAUCUCUGGAGUGCAACAGUGACAUCGUCAGCUCCAGUGACAACCACUACACUGUGUUUUAACAGGGACUGUAACCAACGUACUGUCCGUAACCUGGCUCAUUGUACCACAGUGUGAGCGACCAAUACGAUUGAGUAAAUCAUGCGAUUUGUACUUUUGUGUUAAUAAUGAGCCUCAUCUUGGCUCCACAUUUGGUGUGUUUUAUAUUACUCCUAUCAUAUCAAGUAAGUGUGCUAAGUUUAAAUACUAAGUUAAGUAUAGAUCAUUUGAUAGACAUGUCUAAGACAGGGUUAGCUUUCAGUACCGCUGUUGAAAAAUAUUUAGCUUUUUAUAAACGCAUAUUAAAUUGGAAAAAAAUUCUAUUUUGUCAGGCUUCAGCCAAUGCUGUUCCAGACCACAGUGUGUAAUUAUAUUUGUAAAUAAAUAACCAUACCAAGACAAGAUGCAGCUCAUAUGUGGCUGUUUUAACCAUAUGUGGCCAUUUUUGGGUUUGGCUUUUAAAACACACCAAACCCAAAAAUGGUCUGCUGCUCCUCCAUUGGCCACCAUGAGCAAGAUACAUGACCCAUCUGCCCCUAACCAUUAUCUGUUUCCUCCUUACUAUAUACCCCACAUGAGUUUAAUUUUUAUUUUUUUAGCAUCACUAUCAUUUAAAAAGGCAGUUAUGAGCACACUGAAUGCCAAUACACCAUAAUAACCAACAUGCACGUGGUUAUAUUUUAAUAAGUACAUCAUAGCCAGUGUGCAUCGUGUCUAAUACAAGUACAAGUCCUACAUUAUGCCAUAUUUAACACAUUAUAAUACUGGAGAGAUACAGUUUUAUAGCAAAUGUGUCUAUACUAUGUGUAUAUGCCAGUACAGUACAGUGGAACACACUACAGCGCACACACAUACAGUUUUCACCCUGACAAACAGCAUGGUAUUUGAAUUUUUUUUUUUUUUUUACAGAUUUUCAAUUCUAGGAAGUCCCAGAUUUGCUGUGUGGUACUUUGAUUUGGUAACAUGCAAGACAAAGUAUUCACAGCCAGGGCUUGAUAAAGGAACUUUUUUUUUUAAAUACAGAGCCUCAAUAUUAGGUAAUAAGAGACAAACCAGUUUAAACUCAUUAUAUCAGUUUAAUAUUGUCAGGGCUGGAUUAACCUGCUCGUGGCAAAAAGUGAGUCAAAGACCUGUGUAAGAUGAUUAAAUGCAAACUUGUUAAAAAAAAAGGACUAUGCACCAUGUAAACAUAAUAUCUCUUGAUUUAUUUUAUACGGGGUUCCUCUUCAAGACAGGACCCCUAGGGCUAGCGAUUUCCCGUGUCUACCACCAAAGACGUAUUAUAUAUUGUAUACUGUAUUAUAUAUUCAACAUAAUGGAUAUGUUCUCCCAGAUCUGGUAAAUACUUGAAGGCUUUCAAUUUCCCAUGCCUUGGUUUGAUCCCAGACCUCGAGUUGAGAUCAUCAGGGAGUAAACUAAACUUCACGUGUAAAGUCUGUGGAGAUCUCUCGAUUUACAAUGCAGGGUUUUUACCUGAAAUACCCUCUCCCUUACAUUUCAUCAUAGUCAAUUGAUAAAAUUACCUUUACAGUCGACCUGGGGCUCCUGGGACAGUUGCCCUCUUUUGCACCAGCAGGUAAUAUGAGCCUCGCAUAUUAACAUACUCUUAUUAAAGGACAUUACCACAAAGCAGCACCCCAGGAGCACUGAGGAGCCCCGGAGUCUUGUGGCCCCCGAGGCAACUCUGGGUUAAUUGUUGUAGUGGGUAAAAUAAAGGGGGCCUAUUCAUUGAUGAAUUCGAAAAGAUGCUGCUGAGCUGUGCUUUUAGGUUUGACUUGAACUGUGAUGCUCUGUGAACAUCUUCAACGAAUCAACUUCGUGCCUUUGCUUUGUCGUUUACCAAACUGAAUCUUUUUAAAUUAUUAAAAAAAAAAAUUUUAAUAAAAAACGGACAGAAGGA
Messenger RNA from Scophthalmus maximus (turbot), 3515 nucleotides. RefSeq names its product STN1 subunit of CST complex (gene stn1). Gene Ontology annotation, biological process: telomere capping; nucleotide-excision repair; DNA replication. Bases 538 to 1638 code for a protein of 366 amino acids. Gene Ontology annotation, molecular function: single-stranded telomeric DNA binding. The record is from RefSeq and is a predicted model, not a curated record. Gene Ontology annotation, cellular component: CST complex; DNA replication factor A complex; site of double-strand break. The transcript has 9 exons. Lineage: Eukaryota; Metazoa; Chordata; Actinopteri; Pleuronectiformes; Scophthalmidae.